UAGCUACAGGAAAUGACGUCAUCACAAACUCGGAAAGACUGGGCUCGAAUUAGUCGUGAAAAUCAGACGAAAUAAGAUGGCGAGUUCUGUUGGUGGUAUACCUACCACUUAUCAUAACCAGAGCGAUCCAAACGCAGCUUCGUCUAGAGAUUUCUACACCGGUCUUGGAUUAGCCAUCAGUUCUAGUUUGUUCAUAGGAACUAGUUUCAUUGUCAAGAAAAAAGGACUUCUAAGAGUUGCAAAAAGGGCUGGAGUGAGAGCAGGACAAGGUGGGUAUGCUUAUCUCAAGGAAUGGCUUUGGUGGGCGGGCAUGAUUUCAAUGAUUGUCGGAGAAAUUGCUAAUUUUUCAGCAUAUGCAUUUGCACCAGCWAUUCUUGUCACUCCGCUUGGAGCAUUAAGCGUUUUAGUCAGUGCCAUAUUGUCUUCUUACUUUCUGGAUGAAAAACAAAACCUUCAUGGUAAAGUGGGUUGUAUAUUAUCUCUUAUUGGGUCUACUGUUUUGGUUAUACAUGCWCCACAAGAGGAAGAAGUUGACUCUAUUGAAGAACUUGAAGCCAAACUUAUUGAACCAGGUUUUAUUGUUUAUGCAGUUUUUGUUCUUCUACUUGCGUUUAUCCUUAUAUGGCAUUUUGGUCCCAAAUAUGGCAAAUCUAACAUCCUAGUUUAUAUUGCUAUUUGUUCUCUGAUUGGCUCUCUGUCUGUCAUGGGUUGUAAAGGUAUUGGUAUAGUUCUCAAACAGACAUUACGUGGAGAUAGUCAAAUAGCAAACCCUGUAGCCUGGGGGCUGAUAAUUACAGUAUUGACUUGUGCAACAACACAGAUUAAUUAUCUUAACAAAGCCUUGGACAUAUUCAACACUUCCCUUGUGACACCUAUUUAUUAUGUGAUGUUUACACUGUUGACAAUUAUUGCAUCGGCAAUUCUCUUCAAAGAAUGGAAAGCAAUGAAUGCAAAGGAUACCAUUGGUGCUAUUUGUGGUGUAUUGACAAUUAUUUUCGGAGUGUUUUUACUUCAUGCUUUCAAGAAUGUGAAAUUCAGUCUGAAGGAUUUGAAUCUUUUCCCAAACCCAAAGAAAAAGAUUGGUCGAAUCCAAGAUGGUGCAGARGCCAUGUUAAUGAGAAAUGUAGAGACUGGAGGGGAUGAAGGUGAUGACGAUGAAGAGGAAGAAACUCAUUUUACGACAAAUCAUGUUAACCAUACUUGACAAGUUGGAAAACACAAUGGCAAAUAUAUAAUAAAAAAGUGGUAUUUUAAACAGAUUAUUUAUGAGUAAUCUWUUAUUUCAAURAAAAUGAUGAAAAUCAUAUUUAAAYGGGCMUCAAUAAUUUUCCAUUAGAUUAACAGUUAUUCAUAUUCUAGAGUUAUGGUAAGUGCAAGAUUUUGCAUAUGUGAAAUAUUAUCUAUUAAAAUUACUCCAUGCAUUAUGAUGGUUGUAAUUAUGAUUAAUAGGCUUCAUUGAGUGAAAAAAAAAUUCACCAGUUUGAASAUUUUUUACUCCAAGAAAUACGUCCAUUUCCACUCAUAGAAGCCUAUCAUAAGUUUUAACUWUUUAGUUAUAACAGUCUAARAAUUUACACAAAUGAAAAGAGCUUAAAGACAACAAACAAAWCAMGAMCAUGCCACUUUUGUURYAAGUUCAUCCUUACCUCACAACCUGGGCUGGUUGUGCAUGGAAGUGAUGGCAUGUGUUAAUUUUUUUUUCUUUUCAGACAUUUAAAGGGCAGCCAAAAUUUAAGUCUUUUAAGCCCGAUUUAGACGAYACAACUUUUGCCUACAACCAUCGCAUACAACCUCCAUUAUUCAUCCUUACAACAUAGCUCUACAACUGUCAUCUGUGUCAUCUAAUUCAGCAUUUAGAAUUCAUGUUUUUAACAGCAAAUUUUUUAUAAUUUACAAAAUUACACAUUUAAAUUGCAUGCUGCAUGUUGCAUUAUAUCUUAUAAGGAAAUAUUGCAUCACUCCAUUGUAAAUUUUACAUAAAGUGCCUCAGGAGCUGAGUCUGCAGUGAUUGAUAAAGAGGUAUGCAUUAUYGCAACUGCYGUCUCACUUUCAGACUCAGYUACCUUUCAAGAUGGGCCAGGGAACUGUAGAAUAGAAUAUCAUGAAUGAUGGUAUGCAAAAUUUCAAAUAGAAGUUGAGAACUAACACUAACUAAAUAUGUUCUAAGUAGUAAUAAUCUUUUAAUCCAUGGACUGAGAGUGUUUUCACUCCUACAUUGUACAUAUGUUUAUAGUAAUUGUGAUUUUUACCUAGCAAAUACAUUUUCUAGAAACCUGUUUAUAGUUAAUAUAUUGUAUACUGUAAGUUAAUGUUAAUAUAUGCAGAUGUAAUAAAGUUAUGGACUCAACUCA
This is a messenger RNA of Exaiptasia diaphana, 2351 nucleotides long. Its product is annotated as magnesium transporter NIPA2. Gene Ontology annotation, biological process: magnesium ion transport. Gene Ontology annotation, cellular component: membrane. The record is from RefSeq and is a predicted model, not a curated record. Bases 77 to 1204 code for a protein of 375 amino acids. Gene Ontology annotation, molecular function: magnesium ion transmembrane transporter activity. Lineage: Eukaryota; Metazoa; Cnidaria; Anthozoa; Actiniaria; Aiptasiidae. The transcript has 6 exons.